Molecule: messenger RNA, 1929 nt
Organism: Falco peregrinus (peregrine falcon)
Lineage: Eukaryota; Metazoa; Chordata; Aves; Falconiformes; Falconidae
Gene: MMP24
Product: matrix metallopeptidase 24
Exons: 9
Coding region: 75-1865 (596 amino acids)
Biological process (GO): proteolysis; extracellular matrix organization; collagen catabolic process
Cellular component (GO): extracellular matrix
Molecular function (GO): metalloendopeptidase activity; zinc ion binding
Source: RefSeq, a predicted model, not a curated record
AGCCGUUCUUCCGCUUCCGGCUGCCCCGCACAGCCGCAGCCCACGCCGCUGGGCUGGAGCCCCGCCGCGCUGCCAUGGCGCCGAGGCGGCGCCGGGGCCUGGCCGCGGCGGGCUCCCUGCUGCCGCUGCUCUGCGCCCUGCUCCGCGCCGCCGCCGACACCGGCACCGGCCGGGGUUGGUUAAAAACUUACGGCUACUUACUUCCAUCUGACAGCCAAAUGUCUGCCUUGCAGUCGGGAAAAGCUGUGCAGUCUGCAGUUGCUACUAUGCAACAGUUUUAUGGGAUCCCAGUAACAGGAGUUUUGGACCAGACAACUAUUGAGUGGAUGAAGAAACCUCGAUGUGGAGUUCCAGAUCAUCCCCACCUGCGCCACAGCCGGAGGAAAAAGCGGUACGCACUAACUGGACAAAAGUGGAGACAGAAGCAUAUAACCUACAGUGUACACAACUAUACCCCCAAGGUUGGAGAGAUUGAUACAAGGAGAGCCAUUCGUCAGGCAUUUGAUGUUUGGCAGAGAGUGACACCACUUACCUUUGAAGAGGUCCCUUACCAUGAAAUUAAAAAUGACAGAAAGGAGGCAGAUAUUAUGAUAUUUUUUGCUUCUGGUUUCCAUGGAGACAGCUCUCCAUUUGAUGGAGAAGGUGGAUUCCUAGCUCACGCUUACUUUCCUGGACCAGGAAUAGGAGGAGAUACUCACUUUGAUUCAGAUGAGCCAUGGACCCUGGGAAAUUCUAAUCAUGAUGGGAACGAUCUCUUCCUGGUCGCGGUCCAUGAGCUGGGUCACGCGCUGGGACUGGAACACUCCAAUGAUCCCAGUGCUAUCAUGGCUCCUUUCUACCAGUACAUGGAAACACACAACUUCAAACUGCCCCAGGAUGACCUCCAAGGAAUUCAGAAAAUCUAUGGUCCUCCUGUGGAGCCCCUGGAGCCAACCAGGCCUUUACCGACUCUUCCUGUUCGCAGAAUUCACUCCACUUCGGAAAGAAAACAUGAGAGACAGCCAAGACCUCCCAGUCCUCCUCUGGGUGAUAGGCCAUCUCCUCCUGGCACAAAACCAAACAUCUGUGAUGGCAACUUCAACACCGUUGCUCUCUUUAGAGGAGAAAUGUUUGUUUUCAAGGAUCGCUGGUUCUGGCGUCUGCGCAACAACCGAGUGCAGGAGGGAUAUCCCAUGCAAAUUGAGCAGUUCUGGAAAGGCCUCCCUGCAAAGAUCGACGCGGCCUAUGAGCGGUCUGAUGGAAAAUUCGUUUUCUUCAAAGGAGAUAAAUACUGGGUUUUUAAAGAAGUGACAGCAGAGCCGGGCUACCCACACAGUCUGGUGGACCUGGGAAGCUGUCUGCCCCGGGAAGGCAUCGACACGGCUCUGCGUUGGGAGCCGGUGGGCAAAACCUACUUCUUCAAAGGCGACAGGUACUGGAGGUACAACGAGGACAAGAGAGCAACAGAUCCAGGAUACCCAAAGCCCAUCACUGUGUGGAGAGGAAUCCCCAAGGCUCCGCAGGGAGCUUUCAUCAGCAAAGAAGGCUUUUAUACCUACUUUUAUAAAGGGAAGGAGUAUUGGAAGUUCGAUAACCAGAGGCUGAGUGUGGAGCCAGGCUACCCCAGGUCAAUCCUCAAAGACUGGAUGGGCUGUAACCAGAAGGAUGUUGAACGAAGCAAAGACAGACGCCUCCCCCACGACGAUGUGGAUAUUAUGGUGACAAUAAACGAUGUGCCUAGCACUGUAAAUGCGAUCGCAGUUGUGAUCCCUUGCAUUUUGUCUCUGUGUAUCCUUGUCUUGGUAUACACGAUCUUCCAGUUUAAAAACAAAGAGGUGCAGCAGAAUGUUGUGUAUUACAAAAGACCUGUCCAGGAAUGGGUAUGACACAGCCCGCUGCACACCUCAACUCAUUGAUCUGAUGAGGACUAUGGACAAAAAAAAAAGAAAA